Prunus avium (sweet cherry) is the source of this 588-nucleotide messenger RNA. The record is from RefSeq and is a predicted model, not a curated record. NCBI's taxonomy places the organism in Eukaryota, Viridiplantae, Streptophyta, Magnoliopsida, Rosales, Rosaceae.
AUGGUCCCUGAGGCUGCCUAUUACCCGCCACCGCCUCCACCACCAGGCUCCGUCCACUACCCAUACUACCAACAACCGCCACCACCUCAACCGCCUCCGUCGGUGGCGCCACCGCUACAGCACCACCUGGUUCAGCCCUACUUCCCUCAACACCCACCGCCUUUCUCUUCCUACGCUCCCGCUCUCGUCCCCCAACCCUCACACGACGAGGUCAGGACCCUAUUUGUCGCGGGUCUUCCCGAAGAUGUCAAGCCCCGAGAAAUCUACAACCUCUUUCGCGAGUUUCCGGGUUACGAGUCCUCCCACCUCCGGACCCCAACCGAGAAGUCUCAGCCUUUUGCUUUUGCGGUGUUCUUGGAUCAGCAGUCUGCGAUCGGGGCAAUGCAUGCUCUGAAUGGAAUGGUGUUUGAUCUUGAGAAGGGGUCAACAUUAUAUAUUGAUCUAGCAAAAUCUAAUUCUAGGUCAAAACGCUCAAGAACAGAUGAUGAAAGAUCUGGCUCAGAUAAGAAAGCUAGAGGUUCAUCGUAUUCAAGGGGCGCUCCUGAUUCUGGUAAGAGGAUUGCCUCUAACUGCUUGUGUAAGGGAGUU